AUUCUAAAAUAUUUCUGGCAUUGAGCAGUAUGAUGACGGGCGCCUAGUGACUACAACCAGCUACGUUAGCUAACGAACAAAAGUUAUCAGAAUAAAUUUGUUUAGCUACCUAGAUCGUUAACUACCGUCUGUAUCCUAAAUUAACCUGAACGUGGCCCCGAUUCUGAUUUUCAGGUUGAAGGAAGCUAGGUUGAAGAUACCGUAUCCCUGAAAACCGGAUGUUUUUGGUUUUCAACCAUCGCGCUGAGGGUGCCGACUACCUGGCGAACGUUAAUUUUUUAUUUUGUUUUAUUUAACCUUCAUUUAAUUAGGCAAAUCAAAUAAGAACAAAUGUGUAUUUGCAAUGACAGUCUACACCGGCCAAACCCGGACGACGCUGGGCUAAUUGUGCGCCGCCCUAUUGGACUCCCAACCACGGCCGGUCGUUAAACAGCCUGCUCUGCACCAUUAUGAAUUUGUUGAUGGGGGAGGGUAUUCGUAAAGUCUGCCAACUAUUCCUUGUGGCCUCCUCACGUUUGCAAAAUGAAAACGAGAAACUGAAGACCAAGGUGGAGCAGAUGGAUGAAUAUAUGCAGGAAAUUACUGAAAAGGCUGAACAUUAUAGAACGUCUCUGGCUAAAGUGGAGGCUGAACCGAAAGUACAGACGCCAACCCAUGUUCUGCACAACGGAAUGAUCUUUGCAAUAAAACCAGUUGAUCUCCCAUUGUUGCCUGGAAUGACAGCGGCUUCAGCAUUUCCAGGGAAUGUCAGUCAGGCAAACACAGUCACUAAUGCAACAUCCGUCUGUGCAGGUCCUGCCAAAGUUUGCAGUAAACCUACAGAGACGACUUCAUUGGAGUAUGACUCAUCUCUGGGAGACACACAUGGACUGAAUACAGAGCCCUCACCAAGAGAUACUGAAUCCAACAUUGAGCAUAUGAGAGCUGCUCUUCCAGAGGGCACUGACAACGGUAGAGACAGCCAUGAAAGACAUAAAAACAGUAAUAUUACUAAUGGGACAGGAUCCACAGAAAACAAACGCUUCAAGUGUGAUGUUUGUGAGAAGACAUUCAGCAAGAAAGAGUUGCUGAGAGUUCACAAGCUAAUCCACACAAAACCUUUCAAGUGUGACAUUUGUGAGAAGACCUUCAGCAGGAAAGGGUUACUGGAAGGUCAUAAGCUAAUUCACACAAGACCCUUCACCUGUGAUGUUUGUGACAAGACCUUCAGCCUGAACCGCAUGCUGUUACGUCACAAGCUAAUUCACACAGGAGAGAGGCCAUUUGCUUGUGGUCAAUGUGGCAAAACUUUCAGAAUGUCCAAGCAGCUUGAACGUCACAUGUUGCAUCACAAAGAAAACAAUUUCAGUUGCAAAGUCUGUGGAAAUACAUUCUCUACCAAGACAGAUCUGACACAACAUCGGCUAGUUCAUGCAGUGGAGAGACCGUUCAAGUGCCUGACUUGUGGAAAGGGUUUCACAAAAAGGACCAUACUUAUGGGGCACGAGAGAAUCCACACCGGUGAAAAACCAUACAGCUGUGCUGAAUGUGGGAAGAGUUACAGACAGUCUUAUGACCUAAGAAUUCAUAUGCGAAGACAUACAGGUGCAGACAUACGUCCACACUUAUGCUCAGAGUGUGGUAAAAGCUUUAGGACAAAAUCUGUCCUCGAAAAGCACAAGCGAAUUCAUACAGGGGAGAAGCCAUUUAAAUGUGAGACCUGUGGAACUGCUUUUGGCCAUAAAGGAAACCUUGUGCGACACCAAGUGCUUCACACGGGGGAGAGACCAUACAAAUGUAAAGUGUGUGGGAAAAGCUACCCUCAGUCCACCGACUUAAAAGCUCACAUGCACCGUCAUGGGGCAACCAAACCUUUUAUGUGUGACCUAUGUGGAAAGACUUUUAUUUACAAUUACCAAAUGAGACAACAUAAUCUACAAUGGCACAUGGCUGAAGGAGAUAAGGUUCCUGGGAGAGAAGGAACAUCAACAAAGCCAUUCAGUUGCAAAAUAUGUUUGAAUGGCUUCAGCUCCAUGCUAACUUUGAAAAAGCAUAAAGAAAUUCACACAGGACAAAAGCAAUAUUCUUGUUCCAUUUGCGGAAAGACCAUUGCAUAUAAAAAUGCUUUUGACUAUCACAUGAGAGUUCACAGUGGAGUGAAGCCCCAUGAAUGUAAAUACUGUGGAAGGAAAUUUAUUCUGAAGCAAGCUCUUCAAGGACAUGAGCGGACCCAUACAGGUGAAAAACCCUUCAAAUGCAGUUAUUGUGACAAGACUUUUGCAGUCAACACCAAUCUGAAAAGGCAUGAGCGAAUCCACACAGGAGAGAAGCCAUUCAAAUGUGAUGUUUGCGGGAGAGGUUUCAGUCAAGCCAACAAUGUUAAAGCCCACAUGCAAGUCCACACUGGAGUUAGGCCUUACUAUUGCAAGAGAUGUGGAAAAGGCUUUUCUGACAUAAGACACUACAAAAACCAUAGCUGUGAUGGUGUGGCUGUUACACGCACACACUGUGAUGGUGAUAAUUAUUGUAAAUCUUCUGACGGCACUUUCAGAAGUAGGAAAGGAGGUAGACAGGAGUGCUUGCCAUAAUGCUGCUGUUGUGUAGACUCCGUGAUAUUAUCUACAGACUAGACUACAGUGGUGCAACUUCCUGCUUACAGAUGUCAUGAACAAUGGGGAUUUAUUCAGUAGUGUGAAAUGUUCUCGGGUGAGUGUCUGGAAAGCCUUGUAUGAAAUUAGAUAUGUGCUUGCUGUAGUGCUUGGAGAUCUUGCUAUAAAUCAAAGGGUUAAUGUU
This is a messenger RNA of Oncorhynchus gorbuscha (pink salmon), 2772 nucleotides long. Its product is annotated as zinc finger protein 708-like. The record is from RefSeq and is a predicted model, not a curated record. The coding region runs from base 450 to 2567 and encodes 705 amino acids. Lineage: Eukaryota; Metazoa; Chordata; Actinopteri; Salmoniformes; Salmonidae. The transcript has 4 exons.